CUCUAAUCAUACCAAAAAUCAUACCAAAAAUCAUACCAAAAAUCAUAAUAAUAUUCAAACCAUGCCUCUUUUCCAACGUCGCGCAUAUGUUCCAACACAGAUCUAUCAUAGACCAUCACCGAUGGCACGAUUGAAGAAUAUGUUUGCACCCCGGCGCUACCGUGGCCAUCGUCAUCAUUAUGGCCCAAGCACUGUCCCUGCUGCUGCUCCUAUUGCAGGCACAGCAGGCGUACGGACUCAACGCGCUGCUCGGAAGACCAGACGCACUCUCCAUGGUCUUUUUACUCCUCGCUCACGCCCACGCCACCACCAACCAGCUGUUGUGAAUCCAGUUCGUCGAAGUCGAAACCCAUUUUCGCGCAGAACUGCAGCCGUUGCUGCUCCAGCAGCUGGGGCUCCUAUGGCAAGCGGUGCUUACCCAUACAGGAGAAGUCUCAUGACUUCCCUCAGGGCCAUGUUCUCACCGAAAAGACACCGCCACCAUCCUAAGCAUGCACCUGUUGCUGCCACUACAGGUCAUACUCAUGGUCUUCGCUUGUAGAUAAAGAGCUCACCUUAGCAAACUCCUUCAUCCCCCUUAUAAUUUGUACUACUUUUUAGUUUAAUAAUACAGCACGCCUCUUAAAGCGAUACGAAU
Lobosporangium transversale is the source of this 637-nucleotide messenger RNA. RefSeq lists its product as hypothetical. NCBI's taxonomy places the organism in Eukaryota, Fungi, Mortierellomycota, Mortierellomycetes, Mortierellales, Mortierellaceae. Bases 62 to 541 code for a protein of 159 amino acids. The record is from RefSeq and is a predicted model, not a curated record. The transcript has a single exon.